This is a messenger RNA of Stegostoma tigrinum, 5404 nucleotides long. It is a transcript of the gene c1qtnf12, whose product is annotated as C1q and TNF related 12. NCBI's taxonomy places the organism in Eukaryota, Metazoa, Chordata, Chondrichthyes, Orectolobiformes, Stegostomatidae. Gene Ontology annotation, molecular function: hormone activity. The record is from RefSeq and is a predicted model, not a curated record. Bases 874 to 1944 code for a protein of 356 amino acids. The transcript has 9 exons.
AAGGUGGUGAGAAAAACUGUGAAACUGCUGCGUCUCCGGAGGGAAACGCUCACCCUUUUCCCCCCACCACGUCCCCCUAACGGUUAGCCUGGAGAACUGACAAUGGAUUAAUGGAUGCAACUGGGCUGCAGGCUUGGGGGUGGUGAGCGCGUUCAUUUGACCUCUGCUCCCCGGCCGCCUCCUUAAAGGGAAGGAAAGGCAUCUGAGGGAACAGCUCAGCAGCCUCUCUGAGGUGUAGACGUCUUGAGAGCGCUUGUCAUUCCCCAGAACGUGACACUCAGUGGUCAGUUUCAUUUUGGGCGGAUUAUCAUUUUACACAUCAGCCAGGCUUCAUUUUUUCUUCUGGGUCAGAGCUGGAAGGUGUAUGAAGUGAGGGGAAGCGGGGUAGUUGGUGACGAGCCUCCCUGCCUGUGUUGUGCUGCAGUGAGGGAGAGCCACUAAAGCGGCUGUGUGAGUGGACGGCAGUGCUCCCAAUGGGUUAACUGGAUGCCGGCAGCCAGCAGAAAGCGAGGACACAUUGCAAGCGACAGUGUUUUUACUGGCGGGAGACUGACUGACCAGAGCAGCAGCGGCCGCUCACCAUGUGAAAUCAACUGGACACUGAACACAAGGGACUAGCUGUGAUCCAGACCCUCCAGAGACUUCACCUCCACUCUGAGACCAUCAUCUCCCACCCCCCCACCCCUUCCUCAUCUCUGGGGGUGUUCUUUUCUUUUUGGACCUGAAAAGGAUUCAUCUGAUGUCGCCUCUUCACCCACGUGUAAGGAGGGCUCGCUGCUGAACUGUGUCUCUUUAUCCAUCCCCCUCCCCCCCCCCCCGCAUCAAAAAAAACAAAAACGCUCAGCUUGUUUCCGAGGCAGAUUUGCUUGGAGGAUGAGAGGCAGCAGGCUGGUCAUCGUGACUGUCCUCCUUUGGCAUCAGCUGGCCCUCUGCAGGCAGGCGGUGGCCAAGAGAGCGCUGCGGAUAAACCAACGCACCGAGCCCUACAACAGCACCCUGCAGACCAACAGCGACGAGGGUUCUUCCCUCCAGACCCUGUCCUCCAGCCCGGAAGGUGGAGGAAUGGGACAUAGACUUCUUCAUGACGUCCGACGCCAGUGCCAGUCCAUGGUCAGCCAACAGGUGGCACCCUCGUUGCAGGGUGAGACGACCCAUCUCCCAGAAAAUCAAGAGCAUCGUCCACUGGACCCACAUUCAUCAUGGAUCAAAUUUGUGCAACGAGAUGGAGUCAGGAAAAGCAAGAAAUGCAAAGCCAACCGGAAGAAAGUAUUGCCAAGCCUCUUUGGGCCACCAGGACCUCCAGGACCCCCAGGACCCCCUGGACCAGCUGGAGCUGAAGUGACACAAGAGUUCCUGCUGCGCGAGUUUAAAGAUAUGAUAAGAGAGGCAGCAGAGAGACGGGCAGCUGUUCUGACAGAGAUCCAUCCUAGUUUCAGUCCACCACCUCCUCUCCCGUUUGAAGACAUCCGUCCAUACAAAAGAGUAGAGGAAGCUUUUCACUGCAAACUGAAGGGGAUAGUUAUUGUGGACAAGAGGACCCUCUUAGAGCUUCAGAACUUCCAGGCGCCACUUGCAAAAGGUGCAUUCCUGAGAGGAUCUGGAAUGAAUGUGUCGACUGGGAGAUUUACAGCACCAAUAACCGGCAUCUACCAGUUUUCUGCCAAUGUACACAUCGAUCACAGUGAAAUGAAGAGCAAAGGACCGCUUCGUCCAAGGGAUAAUGUCCGAGUGCUCAUUUGCAUCGAGUCCCUCUGCCAACGGAAUACUUCCCUUGAAGUUAUAGUUGGGCUGGAGAGCAACAGCAAAAUAUUCACAGUCUAUGUGCACGGGCUCCUUCAGCUACAGGCUGGCCAGUAUACCUCCAUAUUUGUGGACAACAGUGCAGGAGCACCCAUUUCUAUCCAGAGUGGAUCGGAUUUUAUGGGGAUAUUCGUUGGUGUAUAGCAAGUCAUGUUCUCUUUAGAAGAAACUAACUUUAAUGCCAACUUUAACAUUAGAAUUCUGCUCGUCAUAAAAAAAAGUCAGAGAUGGAAUAAUUCAAGUAACUGUUGACAUGAAGAAAGACUGGUGGGAUUUACCUUCAGCAAUUGCUACCUUUGUAUCCUGGCUCAUAAUUCUUUCAUCAGUCUUUGAGAAAUCCAUAUUUGGUUAGAACUUCCAAAAUAGUACGCAGUGCCACUCUCAGUGGCAGAUUUUCUUCUGCAACAUUGGAUUGCAAAAUGCUAAAGUGAUUGUACCUAAAUUUCCUACAGACGCAACCAUAGAAGGGCUAAACAGGAGAUACACAUUCAAGCUGUUAUUGUCUUGUUAAUGGUAUUUAAAAGCUCCUUUUAGCAACAAAAUAAUAUUAAUUUUAUUGAUUAAAUAUCAUUGUAAUAUUGGAAUGUUGGUUCUGCGUUAUUGUAUGCUCAGUGAUAAAGUACUUUGCAGCUUUAUUAUUAGCUCGUUGCUGCCUAGGAAUUUUGAGCUGUUUCAGUGGACACUAGGUCACUGGUAUAACCUCUGGAUUCACUAGAAUGCUUACCAGUUGUGUGGGAACUCUAUACUGCACUUGGGAAAGGAAGCAAGGAACCCUGCAUUACACACUGCGACUUGAACAAAAACAUUGUGGUUUACACUGCGAGUGUCCAGAUUAAAGAGGACUUGAUUAAUGACAAACGUUGGUAUUUGAAAUGAGCUUUAAGAUGGGUAACUGUACAGAGUUGAGAGGCUGUCAGGGGCAAAUUUCUAGUUUUCGAAGUGGAGUUCUAAGCAAGUUUUACUCACAACAUUUAGACUUGUGACCCUCUGGUGUAAUUUCAAGCUUGUUGAAGCAAGAUUUUGAUAUAUUACAUGUACUUAUGCAUAUAUAUAAGGUCUUGUGUUAUGUGUGUAUCCCAUUGAAACUUUGCUGUAUAAAUAAUUGCAAUGGAACACUUAGCAACCUGGAGCUGUUACCUGUGAUGCUAUAGGAAGACACAGUACUCAAAUAGGAAUUCCAGUAUUAAAAGACAUCUCUCUUGAAUGGAAACACAAUUAAAUGACAUAUUAUCAUCGCUGAAAAAUCACAUUUACUGAAAAUUUUUUGUUGAAAACAAAUUCCACAGUUUUUUCUUAAUAACAGAAAUUACUAAUGUCCAUUCUAAAGGUUACAAUCAAAUUUUAUAAAACAUUAAAAAUGGCAUAAACAGUUCUCCACUGAAUGGUCUUUCUAAAACCUUCAUUAACUUUUUUUGUAAACUUUUGGAUCACGUUACCACCCAGCUGUUUGAGCUGUUAUUAGAUUUAUGUUGCACAUUAACACUGAUAUAGACCAGUUAAAUCAUUUCUAUGCUUUAAAUUCAAUGCAUUUCUGAACAUGUAAAACUUGCAGUUUCUUAACAUAUAAUCUUGUACAUAAGCAGGAGUUGAAAAAAGAGGUGCAGUCCCCUCACUAUUGGAAUUUUGGAGAGCGUCCUGGAUUUAAAAAUACUUGGAAAGCUACAAUUGAAUUCUCAAAGGUUUUAUUUCAGUAUUUUUUUAAUGUAGAUUAGUGAUUGAUAUAAAUAGCAUUGUUUCAGAAAUAACUGCCAUUCCUUACUGUGAAAUUUCUUUGCCACUUGAUGCUCUGCAACUUUUAUUUUGCUUUUAAAAUGAUUGCUAGCUAGCAAGCCAAUAAGGAAAGGGUGGUGGGAUUACUGCAUUGAACCAACCUCAUACACAAAUUUAAUAACUAUAAAGUAGUAUGUCCUCUGACUCAGUGGGAGAAAUCUCAUAGGACACUACUAAAUAAUGAGUGUCGGGCACAAAAUAUUGUCACACUUACUAAGCCCCAGUCUUGCCAUUCUUCUGCUUCCAAACAGAGUUCAGUGUGAAUGCCAACUAGAGUGUAAAAUCAGGCAGGUGUAACUGGUGCAUUGUUACAGGGGUCAGUCCUGGGGCCGCGACUUGUUGAGGAAAGUAAAUGUACUUUAGCAAGGUCUGUGACUGAAGUACAAAUAGAUGGAAGGCAUGUAUUGAGGAUGACACAGACAGUCUGAAGAGAGAUAUAGACAGAUUAAGUAUGUAAGCACAAACUUGGCAGAUAGAAAAAAAAUGGGAAAAUGUGAGGCUAUGCACUUUGUCAGGAAAAAUAUAUGUGCUGGAUAUUACUUAAAUGGAGAAAGCGAUAGCAUGGCAAGAUUUGGGAAUCCUCAUGCAAACGUCUCAAAAAGCUAGGGUCCAAGUUCAGCAGGUAAUAGGAAAGGCAAAUGAAAUGUUGGCCUUUAUUUCAAAACAAAUGAAGUAUAAAUGUAGGGAAGGCUUGCUAAAACUAUCCAAGGCACAAGUCAGGCCACAGCUCAAAUACCAUGAACAGCUUUGGGCUUCUUGUCUAAGAAAGAUAAACUGGUGUUGGAGGCAGUCCAGAGAAUGUUCACUGGGCUGAUCCUGGGAAUGGAGGGACUGUCUUAAUAAGAGAGUUUGAGCACGUUGGGUCCACACUCAUUGGACUUUAGAAGAAUUAGGGAUGGCCUUGUUGAGAUAUACAUAGGGCUCUUGAAAGGCCAGAUGCAAAAAGGUUGUUUCCCCUUGAAGGAGAGUCAAAGACCAGGGUCGUAAUCUCACAAUAAAGGGUUGCUCUUUCAAAACAGACAUGAGGAGCAACUUCUUUCCUCAGAGAGGAGUGAACUGGUGAAAUUCUUUACCACAGAGGGCUGUUGAGGCUGCGUCAUUAAGUAUAUUCAAGGUCAUGAUAGAUUUUCAAUCAGUAAGAGAAUCAAGGUUUUUGAGGGAAAGGCAUGAGAGUGGUGUUGAAAAUUGUCAGAUCAGCUGUUCCCUAAUUGAGUGGCAGAGCAGACUUGAUGGGCUGAAUGGCCUACUUCUGAUCCUUUGUCUGAUGGUCUUGUGGGAUGUACAGUAGACAUAUGAUCUAAAGCAGUUCUGUUCAUUGUUUAUUUAAAAUCAGGACUUUAAUUUUGAUUGGCCGCUCCUCGCAGCUCACUCUUGAUUGUAAUGUAAAGUCCAUUUUUCAAUUCUUCCUUGAGCCAUGCGAAAGCCUGUUUGCAGGAUAUGGUUCUGACGCAAUAUUUGAAACAUCUUGUGCCAAAAAGGAUUCCUAGUGACCUGCUAGGAGAAAAAUGAUUUACUUAUUUCUUGUAAGCAAAUUGGUGUUGCCGCUCCAGCAAAAAUCCUUUUGCUUUGAGAUAAUCUGCAAUGAGCCACGUAGCCCAAUAACAUGAACAGGUUUAGUGUUGGCCCUGUAAUGGGAGCUUACAGAGUAUACGUCAGGUGUGACAUGACUUAAAAGUGAGGUAUAUUGAUACUCACUCUGUCAUGCUCAAUGUUAAACUCUGAUGCCAGUUUCAAGUAGUAUUGAGAUGGUAGCUCCAAUAUCAAUGUGAAAUGAGAUAGUGGGAACUGCAGAUGCUGGAGAAUCUGAAAUAGCAAGGUGUAGAGCUGGAUGAAC